Molecule: messenger RNA, 2612 nt
Organism: Archocentrus centrarchus (flier cichlid)
Lineage: Eukaryota; Metazoa; Chordata; Actinopteri; Cichliformes; Cichlidae
Product: protocadherin beta-16-like
Exons: 1
Coding region: 186-2612 (808 amino acids)
Biological process (GO): homophilic cell-cell adhesion
Cellular component (GO): plasma membrane
Molecular function (GO): calcium ion binding
Source: RefSeq, a predicted model, not a curated record
UUCGUUCGCAUGCGGCGUAGUCAGUGUUGGAUAAAACAGAAGGCACGAAAUAACUUGAUGGAAUAACUGUCGUUGGAUGUUGGUUUAGGAAAACCUUUCUGCACAUUUAAUUUUUGCUCCGUCAUUCUGAUUGCAAUAGAGGGAGAACACAUUAGUUUUGUUCGACGGAUGCGAAUAACAGAACAAUGAAACGGCAAGUACUGUUGUUUUUCUCGGUCUUCUUCCCACGUUAUGUGCUCGGUCAGGUCAGCUAUUCUAUUCCCGAAGAAAUGGCCAAAGGGUCUUUAGUUGGUAACAUAGCUCAGGAUUUAGGUUUGGAUGUUAAACGAUUACAAGCUGGCAAAGCUCGCAUCCACACGGGAGAUAAUGUAGAGUAUAUUCAGCUUAACAAGGACAAGGGACUCCUCGUUAUCAAAGAAAAAAUAGACAGAGAAGCUCUCUGUGGCCAGACAACGCCUUGUGCUUUACAUUUUCAGAUUGCUUUGGAAAAUCCAAUAGAAAUAUUUCCCGUUACUGUGGUAAUCACAGACAUUAAUGACAACGCUCCGGUAUUUGAAAGGGAAGAGAGGCGGUUUGAAAUCAGCGAGUCUGCAGUCGUCGGCUCUAAAUUCAUGCUGGAAAAAGCAAUAGACACAGAUAUAGGACUAAAUGGUCUUCAGAGCUAUACACUGAAGCCCAAUGACAAUUUUAUACUUAAAACGAACAGUCAGUCUGAUGGUGGUAAAAAGGUCGAGAUGAUUUUACAGAAACCUCUGGACAGAGAAAAGGAAGAGUAUGCAUCAUUGUUGUUAACAGCUAUAGAUGGAGGAGAGCCUCCAAGGUCUGGGACUAUGCAAAUUCAUAUUACAGUAUUAGACGCUAACGAUAACGCUCCCGUUUUUACACAAACUGUUUACAAAGCAGAAAUCAAGGAGAACUCAGUCAAGGGGACACUCAUUACUAAAGUGAGAGCCUCCGAUUCAGACAAAGGCUCUAAUGGGGAGGUUAGCUACGUAAUUGGAAAUAGCAUGAGGGGCCUAAACAAUUUAUUCCAAAUUACUGAAGACGGACAUCUUAUACUAAAUGCCCCUGUUGAUUACGAAAAAGCCCAAAAAUAUGAGAUUUACGUAGAGGCAGUAGACCGAGGAGGUCUGUCUGAUUCGAGCAAAGUCAUUAUUGACGUAGGUGACAUUAAUGACAAUAGUCCGGUUAUAAAAAUUAUCUCAUCAUCAAAUUCAAUAGUAGAAGAUUCACCUUCCAGCACAGUGGUAGCUGUAAUGAGUGUAAAUGAUCCCGAUUCAGGUGUAAAUGGUCAAGUCCGGUGUACAAUUAAUAAAAACACACCACUCUCUAUUACUUCUACAUCAAGUAAUUUUUAUAGCAUAAUAACUGACGGUGAUUUAGACAGAGAGAGAGCUUCUGAGUAUAAUAUAACUGUGACCUGCUCUGAUGAGGGAGUGCCCUCCCUCUCCAGCAGCGUCACUCUCACCUUACAGAUCUCAGAUGUGAAUGACAACGCGCCUGUCUUUGAGAGGACCUCAUAUGAGGCCUACAUUGUAGAAAACAACACACCAGGUCUCUCUAUAUUCACAGUGAAAGCCACAGACACUGACUGGAACCAGAAUGCCCGAGUUUCUUACAUUCUGGAGGACUCCUCCAUUAACGGAGUGCCAGUCUCCUCAUAUGUGUCUGUUAGUGCUGAUAGUGGAAUCAUCCAUGCAGUGCGCUCUUUUGACUAUGAGCAGAUCAAAGAUUUCCAGUUCCGCGUCAAAGCGCAGGAUGGAGGCUCUUCUCCACUCAGCAGCAAUGUGACUGUGAAAAUAAUGGUCCAGGAUCAGAACGACAACCCCCCUCAGGUUCUGUAUCCAGUCCAGACUGGUGGCUCUCUGGUGGCUGAAAUGGUGCCUCGUUCAGCAGAUGUGGGCUAUCUGGUGACUAAAGUGGUGGCUGUUGAUGUGGACUCUGGACAGAACGCCUGGCUCUCCUAUAAACUGCAGAAAGCUACAGACAGGGCGCUGUUUGAAGUGGGCUUACAGAAUGGAGAAAUACGAACUAUCCGCCAAGUCAAUGAUAAAGAUGCUGUCAAACAAAGACUGACUGUUAUAGUGGAGGACAACGGGCAGCCCUCUCGUUCAGCUACAGUCAUUGUUAACGUGGCGGUGGCGGACAGUUUCCCUGAAGUGCUGUCGGAGUUCACUGACUAUACGCAGGAUAAGGAGUACAAUGACAACCUGACUUUUUACUUAGUUUUGGCUCUGGCUGUAGUUUCCUUCCUUUUCAUCACGUGUUUAGUGGUUAUUAUAUCAGUCAAAAUUUACAGGUGGAGACAGUCUCGCAUCCUGUAUCACUCCAACCUCCCUGUCAUUCCAUAUUAUCCACCACGUUACUCAGACACUCUGGGGACAGGGACUCUCCCCCAUGUGUACAAUUACGAGGUGUGCAGGACGACUGACUCCAGAAAGAGUGACUGUAAAUUCGGCAGAGGUGGUAGUCAGAACGUGCUGAUAAUGGACCCCAGUUCUACAGGGACGAUGCAGCGGAUACAGAGUGAAAAGAGCAUCCUGGAUGAACCAGACUCUCCUCUAGAGGUUAGAAUUAUUAUCACAACACGCACGACCCAUUAUGAAUUGUAA